Loxodonta africana (African savanna elephant) is the source of this 2675-nucleotide messenger RNA. It is a transcript of the gene SLC5A2, whose product is annotated as solute carrier family 5 member 2. NCBI's taxonomy places the organism in Eukaryota, Metazoa, Chordata, Mammalia, Proboscidea, Elephantidae. Gene Ontology annotation, biological process: transmembrane transport; sodium ion transport. Bases 573 to 2675 code for a protein of 700 amino acids. Gene Ontology annotation, molecular function: D-glucose:sodium symporter activity. The record is from RefSeq and is a predicted model, not a curated record. Gene Ontology annotation, cellular component: plasma membrane. The transcript has 13 exons.
GGCCCUCUAAGCAGAAGACACAGAUUUGGAGGGAUGCAAAUAUACGGGCUGGGCAGGGAAAUCAGAAAGGAAUCAUGGCUUCACUAUAGGCUUGGUAUGGAGGAGAAAGGAGAAGAGUAAGAAGUCAGGUUAUGGUAGGCCUUGAAUAUCAGGCUGAGAACAUGAACUUCCUCCUGAGGGUGGUAGGAAGCUAUGGAGGGUUUCUGAGCAGGGAAAUGAUACUGUUAGAUUUGGAUUUGAAAAUGAUCCCUUUGAAUUAGAACGAGGGGCCUGGCUCAGUCAGGCUCCCUAGGUAGACGCUGAGGGUGGGUGAAAGAGGUGAUUUUGAGCCUGGGGGCACCGGGGAGCAGAUGGGGACUAAGGCCUAGGAAGGAGUGCUCCUGAACUUGAAAAGGUCCAGCUCCCCAGGAUCAGCUUUGGCCUUGAUGUGACCUGAUUCAGCUAAAUGAAGCUAAGGCAGGGAGAGGGCGAGGCCUGGGGGACUUGCCGGCUCACUGCCUUUGAGGUAACCAUUAAUCCCUCCCCUGGGGGAAUCCGGGAGCUGGUCCCUUGAGAGGCAUAUACUUGACGGAAUGGAGCCACACAAAGAGGCAAGCUUGGCACCAGCACUGGAGGACCAGAGUGUCCUGAUCGACAACACUUUGGACAUUCUGGUCAUUGCCGCGUAUUUCCUGCUGGUCAUUGGUGUCGGCUUGUGGUCCAUGUGUAGGACCAACAGAGGCACAGUCGGUGGCUACUUCCUGGCGGGACGAAGCAUGCUGUGGUGGCCGGUAAGCAGAGGUGGGCUGUGGAGGGGGGAGGGGAGGCCUAGGGAGGCAGCCUGGCUCACUCCACCUCUGGCCCCCCAGGUCGGGGCCUCUCUCUUUGCCAGCAACAUUGGCAGCGGCCACUUUGUGGGCCUGGCAGGGACUGGUGCAGCAAGUGGCUUGGCUGUGGCUGGAUUCGAGUGGAAUGCGCUGUUCGUGGUGCUGCUGCUGGGCUGGCUCUUCGCGCCCGUGUACCUGACCGCGGGCGUCAUUACGAUGCCUCAGUACCUGCGCAAGCGCUUCGGCGGCCACCGCAUCCGCCUCUACCUGUCAGUGCUCUCGCUUUUUCUGUACAUAUUCACCAAGAUCUCGGUGGACAUGUUCUCCGGAGCGGUGUUCAUCCAGCAGGCUCUGGGCUGGAAUAUCUACGCCUCAGUCAUCGCACUUCUGGGUAUUACCAUGGUCUACACGGUGACAGGAGGGCUGGCAGCGCUGAUGUACACGGAUACAGUGCAGACCUUCGUCAUCCUCGGGGGGGCCUUCAUCCUCAUGGGCUACGCCUUCCACGAAGUGGGCGGGUAUUCAGGGCUCUUCGACAAAUACUUGGGGGCAGUGCCGUCGCUGACAGUCUCCGAGGACCCUGCCUUGGGCAACAUCUCCAGCUCCUGCUACCGACCCCGGCCUGACUCCUACCACUUGCUUCGGGACCCUGUGACGGGGGACCUGCCAUGGCCUGCACUGCUUCUGGGGCUUACCAUUGUCUCGGGCUGGUACUGGUGCAGUGACCAGGUCAUAGUGCAGCGCUGCCUGGCUGGGAAAAAUCUGACCCACAUCAAGGCGGGCUGUAUCCUGUGCGGCUACCUGAAACUAAUGCCCAUGUUCCUCAUGGUCAUGCCAGGCAUGAUCAGCCGCAUUCUUUACCCGGAUGAGGUGGCAUGUGUGGUGCCCGAGGUGUGUAAGCGCGUGUGUGGCACCGAGGUAGGCUGCUCCAACAUCGCCUACCCGCGGCUUGUCGUGAAGCUCAUGCCCAAUGGUAUGCGUGGACUCAUGCUGGCAGUCAUGCUGGCAGCACUCAUGUCCUCGCUGGCCUCAAUCUUCAACAGCAGCAGCACACUUUUCACCAUGGACAUCUACACACGCCUGCGGCCCUGCGCCAGCGACCGCGAACUGCUGCUAGUAGGACGGCUCUGGGUGGUGUUCAUCGUGGCUGUGUCAGUGGCCUGGCUACCCGUGGUGCAGGCGGCACAGGGCGGGCAGCUCUUUGAUUAUAUCCAGGCAGUCUCCAGCUACCUGGCUCCGCCAGUGUCCGCCGUCUUCAUGCUGGCGCUCUUUGUGCCCCGCGUCAAUGAAAAGGGUGCCUUCUGGGGACUGAUUGGGGGCCUGCUGAUGGGCCUGGCACGUCUUAUUCCUGAGUUUUCCUUUGGCUCGGGCAGCUGUGUGAGACCUUCCAAGUGUCCAGCGCUCCUCUGUGGCGUGCACUACCUCUACUUUGCCAUCGUGCUCUUCGUCUGCUCCGGCCUCCUCACCCUCAUAGUCUCCCUGUGCACUGCACCCAUCCCGCGUAAACAUCUCCACCGCCUGGUCUUCAGUCUCCGGCACAGCAAGGAGGAUCGAGAGGACCUGGAUGUGGAUGAGGGGCUGCAAGGCCCAACCUCACUCCCUCUACAGAAUGGGCGCCCAGAGCACGCAGUGGAGAUGGAGGAGCCCCAGCCCCUGGCAACAGGUCUAUUCCGCCAGUGCCUGUUUUGGUUCUGUGGAAUGAGCAGGGGUGGGGCAGGCAGUUCCCCACCCCCUACUCAGGAAGAGACUGCUGCAGCAGCCAGGCGGCUGGAGGACAUCAGUGAGGACCCAAGUUGGGCCCGUGUGGUCAACCUCAAUGCCCUGCUCAUGAUGGCUGUGGCCAUUUUCCUCUGGGGCUUUUAUGCCUGA